This is a messenger RNA of Diospyros lotus (date-plum), 2324 nucleotides long. Its product is annotated as protein disulfide isomerase pTAC5, chloroplastic. NCBI's taxonomy places the organism in Eukaryota, Viridiplantae, Streptophyta, Magnoliopsida, Ericales, Ebenaceae. The record is from RefSeq and is a predicted model, not a curated record. The transcript is spliced from 5 exons. The coding region runs from base 32 to 1126 and encodes 364 amino acids.
UCGGAUAAAAGGUCUCUCCCCGUCUCUCUCGAUGUCUGUUAUCUCUUCAAGCUCUCUGCCUCUCUGCUUCAAACCUCCUCGUUUCCAUGGACCAGCAAAACCUCUCGAUCUUCUCUUUCCGUUCCUGAUUUCCAAAUCUUCUCGCUCCAGACCUCUCGUAUGCUUUUCUGUCUCGCCUUCAAAUAGCUCCAGCUUCGAUAGGGAGGAGGCGAGGUGGCUCCGCGAAGAGCAGCGGUGGCUUCGGGAGGAGCAGCGGUGGAUGCGGGAGGAGCAGCGGUGGCAGGCCGAGCGGGACUCCCUCCUCCGCGAGAUCACCGCUCUCAAGCUCCGGAUUCAGGAGCUCGAGCUUCGCCAGGGCGAGAUCCACGGGGUCUCUCUGGCGAACAUUGCUGCUGCGCUCUUGCAGAAGGGAGAGGCGCUGAACCAGAUCGCCGAGAGAGGGUCCGGUGCGGUGCCGAUGGAGCUGGAGGAAGUGAAGCAGGUUGUUGGCGAGGCCGUGGAGAGUCGGAAAACGGAGGAUGAAGUGAAGCAAGUUGUUCGAGAAGAGGAAAAGCGGUGGGCGACGCUGAGGAAGGGGUCCGAAGGAGAGGAUGUUCGAGCGAUGCAGGAAGCUCUGCUGAACUUGGGCUUUUAUUCUGGUGAAGAAGAUAUGGAAUUUUCCAGUUUCUCAAGUGGUACAGAGCGUGCAGUGAAAACUUGGCAAGCCACAAUAGGUUCCACGGAAGAUGGAAUUAUGACAGCUGAACUCCAGGAAAGAUUGUAUAUGGAACAGAAAAUUAAAGGUUCUGGGCCUUUUGGCCUAGAAGAAAAUGCAGAUCCAAAAGGAAGUGAUGUAACUGCUAUUAACAAGGAGGGCGGAAAUGGAGCUGCAGUUGCUUCUGUAACAGAAAUUUCGGAAAUUCAGCACACAGUUGUGGAAGGUGUUACAGAUGUAGAGGUGUCUCAUCAGCGAGUCUUUCUUCUUGGAGAGAACAGGUGGGAAGAUCCUUCUAGGCUUGCUAGUGGCAACAAACAGGUUGGUGGAGUGAAGAGCAAGGGUUCCACAACAGAAUGCCUUUCUUGCCGUGGGGAAGGUCGCUUAUUAUGCACUGGAAUUGUAAACGUGAAAGAUAAACAGCUAGCAUAAAUCUUUGGAUGUGGAUUUACGGAGUUACAUGUAAUUGGCAUGUUGAUGGAUAUGUAUUGUUGAUUGGAUGUACCCAUUUGUUUACUUAUAGAAUAUAAUGUUUAAAAAUUGAAAAUGUUCUACUUCAAAUUUUUUAAGGAUCGUUCUUCAGAAAGAAGGGGGUAGCUUAGUUCCUUGUUAUCAUGCUUAAAUAUAAUAAACCUUUUCUUUCAGAAGGAAAAGAUGGAGUUCAUCCAAUAACCAGGCUAACAAUGACAAAUUAGAAUCCAGAAAAGCACUUUUAUUGAGAAUUAUACUAUCUAAAGUUUUUGGCUUAAACUGAUAUGGGAUUCAGCCAAUUGAAAGCAGAUUUGUGUUUUUACAAAAAUUCCUAUCCAUAAUGACAUGCUGUAGAGUCUCCAAGAACACAAGUCAUUUAGGGCCUUCAGUUUUGAACGAGUAGGCAAACAAUUUUGUUAUUGCAUCAUUCUCAUGUGACUUUUUGCUCUUGCAAAUUUUGUUCUUAGUGGUUUACUCCCUGCCUGCUUACAGGAGUGGGAAAUUUUGUUUUAACCGAGGAUUGGGCAUUGGGUAGCAGCCUCAAGCAUGAUAUCAUUGGCUAAUCCCAAAUAAAUGUGAAACAACUUUUGGUUAUUAUAACCAUUUAUAAUUAGAUGGAUAUCCCAGUGCAUGGUUACAGUGCCUGGGUGGUUCUAAAGGUUUAAUUAAUUCUAUACAAACUAAGCUUCAAAGUCUGCUGCAAAAACAUGGUGCUAGAAAAUCCAUAUUAUAUUUGCCCCCAAGGGUACAGAUUAAGUGGUUGGGUCACGAUAAGCUAAGAUUCAUACUAAUAGGUUGUGGGUUCGAUUCUUUAUUUUACGUAGUGAGGCAAAGCAUCCACCUGCGAUUUACCUCAUCUGUCAAAAUUGAGGGCACGAGUGGCGGGAGACCGCGCAAGGACAGUAAUUCCAAGAAAAUUCAUAUUACCCGGCAAUACAAUCUUAAACCAUACUAUCAAACCAGGCAUAUAAUUUUCAAGUGCUUUGAUUUUUAAUCAUUGUUUAGAAGUGGCUAUGGAUCAUUGUCUUGAUUCUUUGAAAUGGAUAUCUUAUAAACUUGCUUACUAGAGUUGGGCUUUCCAUUACAUCGCCUUGAACAGCCAUUACAUCAUUGAUAUAAUAGUUAUAAUAGCCAUUGAUUUGUCUUUCAAAACAACUUC